GUACAAUCCGGACUCUUCUGCGAUGGAUGCGGCCAAGUCCUGUCCGGAGCAGGACUGCAUUUCCUCGGACACGUCCAGCGUCAUUCGGGACCGGGACGAGGAGUUCCACACUCUGCGUCACUCGCUGCUGCUCAUCUCGCUCGCCUGGUCUAUGGUCGUGAGUAUGUUCUUGUGCGGGUGCAGCCUGCCGGUACAGCGCGAGGGCAAGAUGGGCGGAGUCUACAUCCAGCUGACGUUCAUCGACACCAUCAUCAACUUUGGCCAGGGCGUCCUCGCCUUCUUCGUGCUCGGUCUCGACCCCGAGGCCUUCCUAAUGCCACUGCGCAGCAGGUGGAUGCGUCUGCGGUACGGCGGCUCCUGCUUUGGCUCGGCCCUGCGGCGCAAGGCGUCCCGUCCGAGCGACGAUCACGACCACGUGUGCCAGAAGUUCAUCGACUUCUACCUGGAGCAGUGCAUCCAGGAGAUCGUGCGCGAUCGCAGGGUGCAGCAGAAGCUCCUACACGACGUGUUCCUGGGCACGGAGCUGGUGGACUGGCUGCUGCUGCAGGGGCUGGCCGGCAGCAGGCGCGCCGCCGUCCGCUACGCGCGCCGCCUGGUGGCCGGCGGCCUGAUCGAGCACCACCAGCAGACCUACCACUUCCACGACAUGCCCUUCUGGUACCGGCUGACGGCCACCUUUCGCGAGGGCAACGAGCCACGUGCCAAGAUCUCCACCGUCAGCACCACCAUCGUCAACGUCGACUGACUCCGGACCUGACUCUCGGGCAGCGCUCCGGCCGUCAGCGAGACUUCACCCUUCGGCUGUGAAGCCAUUGUUUCCCCUGUCUGUGACGUUUGGCUGUUUAGUGUUUAGCUGACUUCUCGCGGCCCCUGAGAACGCCCGUGAGGCGAGAGCCGGCGCCUUGCCCCUCCCUGGCUGUGUCCUGCUGGGAGUCGGGUCACACCGGCUGGACCGGCGGUCUCCCGUCGCGGAAUCUGGCCAGCGAGAUGCACCGUUCGCCGCUGGUCACCAGGUCGGCGAUGAGCUAAAGCAGGGUCAGACACUUUUCACUGCGUGGCUGCGUGUGAUGCGUGCGCCAGUCCGUCAUAACCGAAUUAGUAAAUGAUGGACAUGUAAGGAAGGUGUUCCGCAUGGUAUAAUACUGUACAUUCUGGAUAAGAGGUUUAUUUACGCAAAACGGAAUGAGUUCGACUUUAUGUCACUUUGUUUCAAUAUUAGAGAAAUGUUCUUGUAAGCCUGUGUCUAAUGUAUAUUUGUUUUAUGUUAAUGGCUUUGCCAUGACGUGCAGCUCAUAGUGACGAAGCACAGGACAUGAUGCAUUAAUUUAAAGGUGGAAGCAAAUGACCAUGUGAUUGAAAAGCAUACAUGGCUCCGGAACAAUCUUGUACUAUGUAAUAUUCAGGACAACAUUCUGAA
Molecule: messenger RNA, 1417 nt
Organism: Pollicipes pollicipes
Lineage: Eukaryota; Metazoa; Arthropoda; Thecostraca; Pollicipedomorpha; Pollicipedidae
Product: integral membrane protein GPR155
Exons: 4
Coding region: 23-745 (240 amino acids)
Biological process (GO): negative regulation of BMP signaling pathway; intracellular signal transduction
Source: RefSeq, a predicted model, not a curated record